Molecule: messenger RNA, 1539 nt
Organism: Daphnia carinata
Lineage: Eukaryota; Metazoa; Arthropoda; Branchiopoda; Diplostraca; Daphniidae
Gene: ProRS-m
Product: probable proline--tRNA ligase, mitochondrial
Exons: 7
Coding region: 74-1447 (457 amino acids)
Biological process (GO): prolyl-tRNA aminoacylation
Cellular component (GO): mitochondrion; cytoplasm
Molecular function (GO): ATP binding; proline-tRNA ligase activity
Source: RefSeq, a predicted model, not a curated record
ACAAGCAGACGAUACGAACUCGCUUAAGUUUCAAUCGGUGGUCAUUCAUCUAAGCCAGCAAAACUAUAGGAGCAUGAUUCCAAUACAAAAAAACUGUAAGCAGUUAGUCAAAUUUUAUUUGGGUGCCACAGGUGCUGCAUGGGAUGUAAAAUGUGUCUCGACCGUCUCUUCACUUUUUCAACCGAUUUGCCUGCCUCCAAAAGAUGCAACAAUAAAGAAAGAUGAACCAACUUCAAAGAGUCAAAAGUUGUUCAGUGAGUUGGGCAUUGUUCGGCAAAGCAGCCCCGGAUUGCUUGUGCUGACUCCCCUAGGGAUAAGGUCUCUGGAAAAACUAGUAAAGAUUGUUGAUGAAGAGCUGAAAAAUGUGGGGUGCCAAAAGCUUCAACUCCCUAUUUUGACUGCUGGUAACCUGUGGAAAACAACAGGACGAUGGGAGUCCACUGGGCUGGAGUUACUAACCAUCAAGGACAGACAUGAUAGAGACUAUGUGCUUAGUCCAACCCAUGAGGAAGCCAUAACCGAUUUGGUUGCAUACUUGCCGCAGUUGACCCACAAACAACUGCCUUUGAAACUCUAUCAAAUUACCAGCAAGUUCAGGGAUGAGAUUAAACCACGUUUUGGUUUACUACGGAGUAGGGAGUUUACGAUGAAAGAUUUAUACACUUUCGAUAAAAAUGCCGAGACAGCCCUACAGACGUACGAAUUGGUAUGCAAGGCGUAUGACACCAUUUUCCAACGUCUAAACACACCGUUCAUCAAAGUUGCCGGUUCCACUGGAAACAUUGGAGGUCUGUCUUCCCAUGAAUAUCAUUUUCCAUCAUCCAUUGGUGAAGAUGAUUUAAGGCUAUGUCCUGUUUGUCACUUCGGAACCAAUGCAGAACUUUCGCCACUUGAUAUAUGUAAGAAAUGUGGAAGCACCAACAUGAAAGACACUAAAGGAAUAGAGGUUGCACACACUUUUCUCCUUGGAACCAAGUAUUCCCAAGUACUGAACGCAUUUUUCAGCUCCGAUGAUGGUACUCGUUCAGUUUGUCAAAUGGGCUGUUACGGUAUUGGAAUCAGCCGGAUCUUGGCAGCGUCUGUUGAAGUUCUGGCAACAGACAGUGAAAUUAGAUGGCCAAAAUUAAUUGCUCCCUACAGCGUUUGCGUGGUUGCACCCAAGGUGGGCAGCAAAGAAGAAUCAGCAAUUUCUCUUGCCCAUUUUGUAGCUAGUCAAAUAGACCAAAUAAAACCCUUUACACAAGAUGUUAUCCUGGAUGACAGAAGUGCAACAAUAGGCAAAAAACUAAUAGAGGCUAAGCGCAUGGGAUAUCCAUAUAUUGUCGUUUUAGGGAGGAAGUCCAUUGAGCAAGUACCAUUAGUAGAACUGCAUGAUUUGACCAAAAACACUCAAAAUGUGUUUACUGUAGCUCAGCUCUUUGAAUAUCUAGAAAUGUCUGAAACAUAGUUAACUGUUUCUUCCAUGACUACAUGUUUGCAUUCUUUUAUGAGUGAGGAAAAAUGGAUGAGAAAGAUGGUUGAAUAAAUGAUAGAGCAGAA